AUGCCAUCGCACAUAUUAUCCAACCCUGAGGAGUACGAGCUGGCGGUAGACCAAAACAUUGGUCUCGGCCAGCUCUUUUACAACCAGAUGGAGAGGAACCCUGCAUCGACUGCUAUCAUUGAUGGAAAUGAAAAGAUCAGCUAUCAAGAACUGCAUGCAAAUGCACUUCUCAUUGCCCAGAAUCUUAUAGAAUAUCAGAUCAAGCUUGAGGAGCCGGUGGGAAUCAUUGUCCAACAUGGCAUCGCAGAUGUGGUGGCCCAAAUGGCGAUCAUAUAUGCCGGUGGAAGCUGUGUGCCAAUGGAUUCAACGUUGCCAGACAUUCUGAUACAGACCCGUCUGGAAAAGCUUCACACGAGAUGCAUACUGGUUGACGAUUGCAACAAACAUCGAAAUCUCAACUUUCACCGUUUUGAUGUCAGCAGGAAAACACCAUUCAGAUCCAAAGAAUCAUGGCUAUCCUGGUUAUCGAAGUCGGAGAUUCCUCUACCGACUACCCUCGAGCACCGCACUCAUUUGAUCCAUACUUCAGGAACAACCAGUGACCCUAAGGCGGUGCAAAUUGUUGCCCGCUCUAUUCUGCAAAUCGUGUAUCAUGCACCCUUUGAAGCGAUCGAGGAGACCGAUACGGUAGCCCAUGUCAACAAUACCAGCUUUGACGUUGCAUUGUUUGACAUAUGGGUGCCACUUUUGCGCGGUGCACGUAUUGCAGUGUUGAGCAAAGCCAUCCUUCUCAAUCUGCCGGCGAUGGCGGCUGCAAUUGACCAAAUGGGGAUAACCAUUAUGGCCACUACCACCGCUUUGCUGAACCUUGCGGCCACGACAUAUCCACGUGCAUUUGCGCAAUUGAAAACGUGUUUCAUUGGCGGCGAGGCGGCAAAUGUGGCGGCGCUUGAGACAAUUCUGACCCAAGAGCCACCCCGGCAGCUGAUCAAUGCCUAUGGUCCCACCGAGUGUUGCAUCUUUUGCUUGGCGCAUAAAGUUACCCUUGACGACACCUCUAGCGGAGUCAUCAGCAUCGGGAAGCCGGUGGGCAGAACAGUCGCGCGUAUCUGUGAUGAGGCUGGCAAAUCAGUCCCAGUUGGAGAAGAAGGGGAGCUUUGGAUUGCUGGCGCAGGUGUGUCGCCCGGCUAUGUGGGCCAAACCGAGAAGAAUGCGGCGUGUUUCAUUUCCCUUGCAGAAGAUGAAAAGACACAACGAUUCUAUCGCACGGGUGACAGGGUAAGGCGAAGGAUCAGCGAUGGUCAGAUCGAUUAUCUCGGACGCCAGGAUCAUCAGGUCAAGGUCCGUGGCUACCGUAUUGAGCUUGAGGCAGUCGAAGCUGCAAUGUUGAAGACUCGACAAUUCUCCGAGGUUGCUGCACUGAAAGUCGAGGCCGGAGAGGGAGCUGGGUCAGUUCUCGUCGCUUUCGCAGUUCCGACUUCUUCACAGCCUAAGGCUGUUGUGAGUGCGACGAAGUCUCUCAAGGCAACACUGCCAUCGUACAUGGUACCUCAGAUUGAACUCAUUUCACAACUGCCACUCAACAGCCAUGGCAAGGUCGACCGAAAGACUUUGUCUCAACUCUACCGCAAGCGUUGGGUAGAUCAAACAGCCUCAAACAUCCACAACGGUCACGCUCAAAAAGGGACAAUUGAAGAACGACUGGCCAACAUAUGGAAGAAUAUAUUGGGCAAUUCAUCUAUACCUUUGGGUACAGAGACCGACUUUUUCGACCUUGGCGCUACGUCUUUGCAGGCCUCACUCCUGAUCAGCCGUAUUCGUGAAAUUUUCAACGCAAGCAUCUCCCUCCUGACGUUGUACGAUAACUCUACACUUGAACGGUUGGCUAUUGUGGUCGAGGAAGAGCUCGGCUGCAGUGGAGGAAAACACGAAACGAUCCGUCAUGAACAGUCGGUUUGGAUCGAAGACACAAAAGUCGCCGAUGAUCUCGUUCCACCCUCAGGGCCAGUGGUGGAUUGGCGCCGUGACACAGAAGGACGUGUGUUUUUCACCGGCGCUACAGGCUUUGUCGGUGCAUUCAUGGUGGCAGAUCUCCUUCGCAUGCGAGAGGUGCAUCAAGUGGGAUGUUUGGUGCGCGCUUCCGAUGUGGCCUCGGGUUUCAAGCGUGUCAAGGGCACAAUGAUCAAAUACGGCCAGUGGGAAGAGCGAUUUGCCGAGAAACUGUUGGUGCUCUGUGGCUCACUGGAAGACAUCUACCUAGGACUUGGGUACGAACGCUUUCAUGAAAUUGCCAAAUGGGCAAGCGUGAUCUUCCACUUGGGUGCUCGGGUCAACUACACACAACCGUAUUCAAUGCAUCGCCCUGCAAAUGUCGUCGGUACCAGGAACGUCCUGCGACUUGCAAGUACUGGGCAAAACAAGGCCCUACACUAUGUCUCCAGCAUUUCAUGUUUCGGUCCAACCGGCCUCGUGACAGGCACGCAAACUAUCGCCGAAGAUGAACCUCUCUUGAAACAUGUCGUGGCGCUCCCAUACGACCAUGGGUAUGCGCAAAGCCAGUGGGUUGUGGAAGGACUUUUGAGACGAGUCAUGGACCGCAACUUCCCUGUCGCCAUCUACCGCCCAGGCUUUAUCACAGGACACAGUCGCACAGGCGCCUGUAAUUCAGAUGACUUUUUCAGUCGAUUGAUACACUCUUGUGCCGAGAUGGGAUAUUAUCCGUUACUGCCCAAUCAGCGCAAGGAAUUCGUCCCGGUUGACUAUGUCAAUGCCACCAUUCUUCAUAUUGCUGGAUCACCGGCAGGUUCUUCUUUGGGUCACGCUUAUCACAUCGUACCUCCUAGUCGUGCCGUAUCGAUUGACAUGAACGAUGCAAUGGAGUUGGUGAGUAUGGCCUCGGGAGAGGACUCGGUGAGGGGAUUACCCUACUCAGAGUGGGUUGAGUUGUUGAGCAAGAAGGUUCCAAAGCGGCUGCAGCCACUUCAGCCAAUGUUGGCGGAAAGAGCCCAGGGGUCUCUGACUCGGUGGGAGAUGUACGAGAACAUGCCACUGUACGACACCACAAAUACUGCCCGGGCUCUGGAAAGUUACCCAGGGGGUCUCCAGUUUCCGGCGUUGGAUAGAACCCUGAUGAGGAAGUAUAUUGAGUGCAUUCUUGCUACCGGCUCCACGACUGAGUGA
Penicillium olsonii is the source of this 3120-nucleotide messenger RNA. The record is from the annotation of a GenBank genome assembly. NCBI's taxonomy places the organism in Eukaryota, Fungi, Ascomycota, Eurotiomycetes, Eurotiales, Aspergillaceae.